AUGAUCCGCCGAGGGUCGAGCUCGUCGCUUUCCAGCAGCAGCAGCGAUGUCAACUUCGAUGAUGUGGAUGAUCACCAAGUCUUCGGCUACCUCGAAGACGACGAUGACUCAAGGCUGGCCAGUCCUGGCAAUCGACCCAGAAGCCCAAGUGCAGAUUUCCGCUUAAAUUUCUCUCCGAGGAUCAACGCUUCGAUAGCCCCCCCUCGUCAGACCACUCGCAAAAGUAAUGCUACUGCGAAGCCCCGUUCCCCUCCCUUAACUGCGAAAAAAAGUAUCGUGAAGGGUCAGUCGUCGUUGACUCCAGUAUCAAAGAUCUCUUCUCAUAAACGAGAAAACUCAUCGGCAAACGUGUUGCAUGCCUCAAUAGACUCCGAUCGGUGCUCCUUUUUCGAGCUAGCACCUGCAAGGGUGGCGGCAUCAAAAGCAGCUGAAAGUGGCACAGGAACACAGCCUCUACGAAAUACGGAUGCUCUUGUAGCCGCCUUAGUGUCCUUGCAGACUCAGGUGGAGCUGCUGGCCACUGAGAAAUCUCAAUUGGAAGGCGAAGUGAUCACAGCACGAACGGCAAUCGAAAACUUGGAGCAAAAAGUGGUCGCUUCGGAGCUGUCGAGCGACCUGUUUGCACGCCAGCUUGCUAAUGUAAAAGAGAGUUUCCAGGCGAAGCUGAUGGCUCGUGAAGAAGAGGUAGCUCUUGAAAAAAUGACGCUCGGGAAGGAGAAAGAGACGCAACUGCAGCAUCAACAGGCUCGAUUUAGUACUGAGGCCGUGCUGUGGAAGCAUGAGAUCGCAGCUUUAACGAAGGUUAAGCUAGAACUGGAGAAUGAAAGCGACCGCCUAAACAAGGUGGUAGAUGACGAGAAACAUACUCGUAUAAGCGAGGAACUGCAAAUUCUCUCUAAAGAAAAGAAGCGAUUCGAGCUCGUGCAGAUUGAGAUCCAGGAGCUUAAGUCUGAACUGGCAGAUGAUACGAAGAAACAUGAAGUUCAACGCCAACAACUCGAGGCACAAAAAUGCAAAUUGCUGCUUGAUAAGAAAGAUGAAGCUGCCGAGUGGGAGCGUGAGCGACACGUUUCCUCUCGUCAGAAUGAAAAGGAGAAAGCGAAACUCCUGCGCUUUGCACAGGAAGUCCGUGGCCUGCACCAUCUUCUCCAAUUGUCUGUGGUUGAGACCCGGAAGCUUUUUAACUUUGAAGUAAAAAAAGUAGAGGAAACAUUGCAGAACAUCCAGCAACAAGCCAGCGAGCUCGCUGUUCAUCAUAGUGACCGUGACAUGGCCUUAAUGUCACGAAAUGGUCGUAUUCUUCAACUGGAGUCUCAGCGCAAAAACGAUCGGCAAACGAUCAAGCAGCUAGAGGCUACACUGGUUAGAUCCACACGAGUGCUCGAGAAGAAAUACGAUGUUCUGAAGGCAAAGUAUGAGGAACAGAAAGAGCAUCUGGAGAUCACGUUGGCUGUUCGUCAAGGACUCACCACGGACUUACAGGCUAAGAGGAAGCAGGUCACAGAGCUGGAACGAGACGUGGCACGACUCACCCGUGCUAAGGGCAAGACUGACGUGACGCUGAAGCACUCACAGCAGCAGAUUAUAGCAAUGCAAAAGGUUCACGCUCAUGAGUUGGGGAAGCUGAUAAAGAGAUCGCCCGCCAGCAAGAUCGAACAUGUGACGUCGUCAUAUCACCCUCAAGAGGAAUGUGUACAUUCACGUGCUUUCUUCCUGACUGAAAACUGA
Phytophthora infestans T30-4 is the source of this 1728-nucleotide messenger RNA. RefSeq lists its product as uncharacterized. The transcript has 6 exons. The record is from RefSeq and is a predicted model, not a curated record. Lineage: Eukaryota; Oomycota; Peronosporomycetes; Peronosporales; Peronosporaceae. The coding region runs from base 1 to 1728 and encodes 575 amino acids.